Molecule: messenger RNA, 1245 nt
Organism: Kluyveromyces marxianus DMKU3-1042
Lineage: Eukaryota; Fungi; Ascomycota; Saccharomycetes; Saccharomycetales; Saccharomycetaceae
Gene: YSC84
Product: Ysc84p
Exons: 2
Coding region: 1-1245 (414 amino acids)
Biological process (GO): actin filament bundle assembly; actin cortical patch localization
Cellular component (GO): actin cortical patch
Molecular function (GO): phosphatidylinositol binding; actin filament binding
Source: RefSeq, a predicted model, not a curated record
AUGGGUAUCAAUAAUCCUAUUCCUAGAUCUCUAAAGUCUGAGACGAGAAAGGCAGCUAAAGUUCUUGCGUCAUUUGUUAAGCCAAACCAGGUUUUAUCAGCCAACGAUGUUAUCCCCCCACAUGUUUUGAAGGAUGCCAAGGGGUUAGCGGUUAUCACUGUGUUGAAAGCCGGGUUUUUAUUCAGUGGGAGAGCAGGAUCCGGUGUGAUUGUGGCGAGAUUGCCAGAUGGUGGAUGGUCUGCGCCAUCAGCUAUUGCGUUAGCAGGAGCGGGUGCAGGUGGUAUGAUUGGUUUGGAAUUGACUGAUUUUGUGUUUAUUUUGAACAGUGCUGAUGCGGUGAAGUCGUUUUCGCAGUUUGGGUCGAUCACGCUUGGUGGUAAUGUUUCUGUUGCCGCAGGUCCUUUGGGUAGAAACGCAGAGGCAGCUGCUUCGGCGUCGACUGCGGGUGUUGCGGCAGUGUUUGCAUAUUCCAAGACGAAGGGUUUGUUUGCGGGUGUUUCGCUUGAAGGGUCUGUGAUUCUCGAGAGAAGAGAGGCUAACAGGAAGUUCUACGGUAACAACUGUACUGCUAAGAUGAUUCUUUCUGGACGCGUGAGACCUCCACCAUCGGUAGACCCGCUAUUCCGUGUGUUGGAGUCGCGUGCCUUCAACCACAGAGCACCUGUGGACGACUAUGAUGACGACUACUAUAACGAUAUUCCUUCCAGCUUCGACUCGGACGAUAUUGACUCUACAAGAGCAAAUACAAGAUCUACCAGAAGAAGGGCCGACUCAUACAGAUCGACAACAAGCGAUGACUCGGCUGACUACAGAUACGAUGACGAGGAUGUCGAUCGUUAUUCCUCACGCGGCGCUAGAAGAACAGGUCCUGCUUCCAAUUCGCGUUGGGAAGACGAAGUUUACGAUUUGAACGACAGAUUUGAAAGAACAAGUAUUAAUACAAGAAAUUCUAGAGGCGCUCCUUCAAGGCCAAGAUCAGAAAAACCAGACUUCAGUUCAAGCGCUUACUCUCGUACCAGUCCAAGAACACCUUCUAGCCACGACUUAGCACCAGAUAGAUCAUCUGGUGCACCAAAGGCCGUCGCCUUGUACACAUUCAAAGGAGAACAACCAGGAGAUCUGCCAUUCAGAAAGGGUGAUGUGAUCACCAUCAUCAAAAAAUCAGAGUCCCAGGAUGACUGGUGGACAGGAAGAGUCAAUGGUAAAGAAGGUAUCUUCCCAGCAAACUACGUGGAGUUGGUGUGA